Messenger RNA from Gigantopelta aegis, 1613 nucleotides. RefSeq names its product zinc finger protein 99-like. NCBI's taxonomy places the organism in Eukaryota, Metazoa, Mollusca, Gastropoda, Neomphalida, Peltospiridae. The record is from RefSeq and is a predicted model, not a curated record. Bases 164 to 1483 code for a protein of 439 amino acids. The transcript is spliced from 2 exons.
CUUCCUCGUGACCGUUUCCUUUGUGGUAACCGAUUGUUGUUCGUACCAUUGUUCAUCCUGCAACUUUGAAGACACACCAGUAAAUGUUCAUUCCAGGCUGGUAAAGAAACAAUAUUUUGUGCAUAAGAUCAAAACGUUGAAGGUCCUCUGUCUUAAGAGAAAUAUGUCUAGCAGUGAUGAUAGAUGUGUCAAACGUGAGGUCUCGUCAAAACAUUGUGAAAGCAAGCCUCGUCUGGUGGAAGAAACGAAACCACAUUCUUGCGAGAAGCCUUUCCAAUGUGGGAUGUGCUUGAAGUGUUUUCCUUACAAGAGUAAGAUUAAGCGGCAUAUGAAGAUCCACGCUGAUGAACGACCAUAUCAGUGUGAGGUGUGCAGAAAGUGUUUUCUUGAGAAAAGAUACUUGAAAAAGCAUAUAUUAAUUCACAAUGGAGCUAAGAAUUUUAAAUGUGAUGUGUGUUCAAAAUCAUUCCUACAUAGUUGCCUGUUGAAAGUACAUAUGCUCGUCCAUACUGGGCUUAGGCCUUUCAAGUGUCAGACAUGUGCAAAGUGUUUCAUACGGAAACAGUCCUUAAAAAAACACAUGUUGGUUCACAAUGGUGUUAAGAAUUUUAAAUGUGAAGUAUGUGCAAAAUGUUUCACACAAAAUGACACCUUGGAAAACCAUAUGUUGGUUCACACUGGUAUUAAGAAUUUCAAAUGUGAGAUGUGUGCAAAAUGUUUUUCUCUCAAUUCGUAUUUAAAACGACAUGUGUUGGUUCACACUGGUGUUAAAAUUUUUAAAUGUGAGGUAUGUGCAAAAUGUUUUCCAAGGAAUAUUGAUUUGAAACGACAUAUGAACACCCACACAGGUGUUAAGAAUUUCAAAUGUGAGGUGUGUGCACAAUCUUUCUCACAAAAUACCCACUUGAAACAACAUAUGUUGGUUCACACUGGUGUUAAGAAUUUCAAAUGUGAGGUAUGUGCAAAAUGUUUUAUAGGCAACAGUAACUUGAAAAAACAUAUGUUUGUUCACACUGGUGUUAAGAAUUUCAAAUGUGAGGUGUGUGCAAAGUAUUUUACACUCAAUACCAACUUGAGACAACAUAUGUUGGUUCACUCUGGUGUUAGAAAUUUCAAAUGUGAGGUGUGUGCAAAAUGUUUCUCAAGCAAUGACAACAUGAAAAAACAUAUGUUGGUUCACACUGGUGUUAAGAAUUUCAAAUGUGAGAUAUGUGCAAAAUGUUUCUCACAAAAUACCGAAUUGAAACGACAUAUGUUGGUUCACACUGGUGUUAGGAAUUUUAAAUGUGAGAUAUGUGCAAAACGUUUUUCACAAAAUACCGAAUUGAAACGACACAUGUUGGUUCACACUGGUGUGAAGAAUUUCAAAUGUGAGGUAUGUGCAAAAUGUUUCUCAUUAAAUACCGAAUUGAAACAACCUAUUCUGGUUCACACUGGUGUUAAGAAUUUCAAAUGUGAGGUGUCAAAAUUCAGCAGUCAAUAGGUAGCAAGGUACACAUACUGCACCAAAUUAUUGACCCAUAACCCCCCCCCCCCUCCCUCUCUCUCUCUCUCUGUUUGUGUAUGCUACCCCUCUCCUCUCUCUCUCUGUGGUGUCUAUGCCUCUCUCUCUC